Molecule: messenger RNA, 756 nt
Organism: Limulus polyphemus (Atlantic horseshoe crab)
Lineage: Eukaryota; Metazoa; Arthropoda; Merostomata; Xiphosura; Limulidae
Product: pseudouridine-5'-phosphatase-like
Exons: 4
Coding region: 1-666 (221 amino acids)
Molecular function (GO): phosphatase activity
Source: RefSeq, a predicted model, not a curated record
AUGGCUCCUCAAAAUUAUAAGCCGGUAACUCAUGUAAUUUUCGAUAUGGAUGGUCUUCUACUUGAUGAAGAAAUGCCAGGUCCAGAGACAAUUCUUAAACCACCAACAUCAGCCUCUCAAUCAAUACAGCAGCAAUUAAAUCUUGAUCGACAGCUAGGAAAGUCAUAUGAACUGUCAUAUAGUAAUGAUUGGCAGAAUUAUUUUAGUAAUUGUUGUUUUGGGUUAUUUACAAGUUUGUUUCCAAUUUACUCUUUAGGUGUUGAUAGGAUUGUUCGACACCUUCACAAACACAGGAUUCCUAUUGCUAUUGCAACAAGUUCCAAGAAGAGUAGUUUUGACCUAAAAACAAAGCACCACCAAGAAUUUUUUGAUUUGUUUCAUCAUAUUGUGCUUGGAAGUGAAGACUCGCUAGUUACAAAAAGUAAACCUGCUCCCGAUAUAUUUCUUGCAUGUGCAUCACGUUUUCAUGAUGCACCUUCACCAGAGAAGGUUCUUGUUUUUGAAGAUGCUCCAAAUGGAGUGGAAGCUGCUAUUGCUGCUGGAAUGCAGGUAAUCAUGAUUCCUGAUCCACGAAUAGACCCUGAGCUGUCUGCAAAAGCAACUUUGAGCCUAAUGUCUAUGGAAGAGUUUCAGCCUGAAUUGUUUGGAUUGCCCAAACUGUCCUAGCAUUUUAGUGAUGAAGAACAAAUGAAUGUUAAAAUUAUUAUUCACUCUUUUGUGUACUAAGUACACUCUUCAAACAAACUAUAAGGUAUU